This is a messenger RNA of Staurois parvus, 1527 nucleotides long. The record is from the annotation of a GenBank genome assembly. NCBI's taxonomy places the organism in Eukaryota, Metazoa, Chordata, Amphibia, Anura, Ranidae.
AUGGGGUGCCGAGCGGUGGAGGUGAAGAGGCCCCGGGGGGUCUCCUUGUCCAAUCGUGUCUUCUAUGAUGAGACAAAACCAUUCACCUGUCUGGAUGGGUCUAAGACGAUCCCCUUUGACCAAGUGAAUGAUGACUACUGUGACUGUACGGAUGGAUCUGAUGAGCCUGGUACAUCUGCAUGUUCCAAUGGUAACUUCCACUGCACCAAUGCCGGGUACAGGCCCAUUUACAUACCUUCAUCUCGUGUUAACGACGGCAUUUGCGAUUGCUGUGACACUACUGAUGAGUAUAACAGUGGAGUGAACUGCCAGAACACCUGCAGAGAGAUGGGGCGAAAGGAGCGGGAAGAGCUGCAGAAGAAAGCUGAAAUGGCUCGGGAGGGAAUGCUGCUGAAACAGAAAUAUAUCGAUGAGUUCCGAAAGGGUCGGGAAGAGAAACAGGCAAGGUUGCAAGAACUGGUGGAGGAGCGUCAGAGCCUACAGUCAGAGGUUGACUCUCUGCGUGCAAAGAAAGAAGAGGCAGAGACACCAGAGAAGGAAGCCAAGGAUGCGCAUAAAAAGGAAUGGGAAGAGAGGAGGGAAGCAGAGAAAGCUGCCUUUGAAAAGAAGAGAUCACUGGAAGCUUUUACUGAGCUGGAUGAGGACUCUGAUGGGAUACUGUCUGUACAAGAGCUGUUGUCUCACUCAGAGUUUGAUUCAGAUGGAGAUGGUUCCAUAUCUGACCAGGAAGCCCAGGAUCUCCUUUCAAGCUCGCAGUCAGUGGAUGUCAGCACUUUCCAAGAUUCUGUCUGGCCCCAGAUUAAGGAAAAAUACAAAUCUAAGAGUGACGCCUCUUCACCACCUCCUAUAGAAGAGAGAACAGAGUCUCAUUCAGAAAUUCCCCAUGAGGAUGGGGAUGAUAAUGGAGAGGAUGGAGGAGAUGACGAGGAUGAUGUUGACGACAACGAUGAUUUCAAUGAAGACCACAGGGCUCCACCUGGAAAAUCUCAAGGGGAGGAGUCUGAGAUGCCACCAUAUGAUGACACAACCCAGCAGCAAUUAAUAGAUUCCGCCGAGGCAGCUCGUAAUGAGUAUGAAAGCGCAUCCAAAUCUUUAAGGGACAUGGAAGAUACAAUCAGAAAUCUGGAGAAGGAGAUUUCACUGGAUUUCGGACCACAGGGAGAAUUUUCCUACCUCUAUGGACAAUGUUAUGAGCUUUCAACCAGCGAGUACAUUUAUCGCCUCUGUCCAUUUAACCGUGUAACUCAGAAGCCGAAGGUUGGAGGAUCAGAGACUAAUUUGGGCAUCUGGAACACCUGGGCCGGACCAGAAAAUGAUAAAUUUAGUGCCAUGAAGUACGACCAGGGCACAGGCUGUUGGCAAGGUCCCAACCGGUCCACACAGGUGAAAUUGUUGUGUGGUAAAGAAACAGUUGUCACGUCCACGUCGGAGCCAAGUCGUUGUGAAUAUCUCAUGGAAUUCUACACUCCGGCCGCCUGUCAGCAGCCCGCUGAGAUCCCCCAAUCAGAAGAUCACGACGAGCUGUGA